Molecule: messenger RNA, 1736 nt
Organism: Gossypium raimondii (Peruvian cotton)
Lineage: Eukaryota; Viridiplantae; Streptophyta; Magnoliopsida; Malvales; Malvaceae
Product: UDP-glucosyltransferase 29
Exons: 1
Coding region: 70-1470 (466 amino acids)
Molecular function (GO): UDP-glycosyltransferase activity
Source: RefSeq, a predicted model, not a curated record
UAUUCUGGACUUUCAUCUAUUUAUAAAUCCAUCAAACAUAGAAGGCAAAAGAGAGGUAGAAAGAGCGAGAUGGAUACAAAGCAAAAGAGAAUUCGUGUGUUAAUGUUCCCAUGGUUAGCUCAUAGCCAUAUUUCAUCCUUCUUAGAGCUAGCCAAGAAGCUCAUGAACCAUAACUUGUACGUUUACUUCUGUUCCACCGCUACAAAUCUUGAUUCCAUCAAGCCAAAAAUUUCACCUCAUCACUCACUUUCAAUUCAAUUCAUUGAGCUCAAGCUGCCAUUGUUGCCUGAGCUUCCUUCUUACUAUCACACCACCAAAGGAUUGCCAACCCAUCUAUUGAACGCCCUAUUUAAAGCCGUCGAAAUGUCCGGCGAUGGGUUUGCCACAAUAUUGAAAACCCAUAACCCGGAUUUGCUUAUUUAUGAUUUGCAUCAACCCUGGGCACCUACACUUGCUUCCGCACUCAACAUACCUGCCAUACUUUUCUACACUGCUUCUGCAGCUGGGCCUUUUUUCGCAUUUCAUGCAUGGAAGAAACUUAAAGGGGAGGAGUUUCCCUCUCCUGAAUUUUACAUAAACGAUUGCUUUAUGCCAACAAAAAGCUCCAGAAACGAGUUUGGGCGUACUCCACCUGAUUCAAGUAAUACAGAAAAGAUUUUUCAGGCCUUUAGACACUCUUUGGAUAUCAUUUUGGUUAAGAGUUUUAGUGAGCUUGAAGGGAAAUACAUGGACUAUCUUUCAAUCCUAUUAAACAAAAAGGUAGUUCCAACAGGUCCACUAGUUCGAGACGCCAUUGAAGAACACCAUGAGAACGAGAAAGAGAUACUUGAAUGGCUUACCAAGAAGAGAAAAGCCUCCACCGUGCUCGUUUCCUUCGGGAGUGAGUAUUAUCUCUCGAAUAAAGAAAGGGAAGCCAUUGCUGAGGGGCUUGAGCUUAGUGAGGUGAACUUCAUUUGGGUCCUCAGAUUCCCUGUUGGAGAUAAAGAUAAACCCAAACUUGAAGAGGCAUUACCUGAAGGAUAUCUGGAAAGGAUUGGUGAGAGAGGGCUGAUGGUGGAAGGUUGGGCACCACAGGCGAAAAUACUGCAACACUCAAGCAUUGGGGGAUUUGUGAGUCACUGUGGGUGGAGCUCUGUAAUGGAAAGCUUGAAAUUUGGAGUUCCAAUCAUAGCGAUGCCUAUGCUUAUGCAUAUUGACCAGCCAUUGAAUGCUAGGCUUGUACAAGAUGUUGGUGUUGGAGUAGAGGUAAAGAGAGGUAAGGAUGGGAGCCUUGAAAGAGAAGAGAUAGUCAAAGUGAUCAAACAAGUGGUGGGAGAGAAAGAUGGGGAGAAUAUAAGAAAUAAAGCUAGAGAAAUGAGUAACCACAUUAAAAUCAAAAGAGAUGAAGAGGUGGAUGAAGUUGUACAAGAAAUUAACAAAAUUCUACAUAAAGGAGGGUUGAAGAUUCAUGAUAAAAAAGUAAAUGUUUGACAGUUCAAUUAGGGGACAAACAAAUAAGCUUGAGGUUUGAUGAAGUCUCUUCUUUUUGGUUUCAUCACUUUCCCUGUAAUGGAAAUCGUAAGAGUAAUGGAGCUUAUUGAAUGGAGAGAUCUUAUGACAGGCUUCGUUGAUUGUCCAUCUUCGGGUUUUGCAUGGCGGUGUUCUGUUGUGCAUUUCUUUUAAUCUUCUUUUCGAAGCUGUUGUUUUUGUAUUUGCGGUACUAAUAAUAUUUUAAAUUAAUUUGAUUUUAUUUUAAA